Frieseomelitta varia is the source of this 800-nucleotide messenger RNA. RefSeq names its product waprin-Thr1-like. The transcript is spliced from 4 exons. Gene Ontology annotation, molecular function: peptidase inhibitor activity. The coding region runs from base 422 to 760 and encodes 112 amino acids. The record is from RefSeq and is a predicted model, not a curated record. NCBI's taxonomy places the organism in Eukaryota, Metazoa, Arthropoda, Insecta, Hymenoptera, Apidae. Gene Ontology annotation, cellular component: extracellular region.
UGAUGGAGUAACACACACAUACACGUACGAAACUGAACUCUGCGUUAUGAGUCACGUAAAUUCACAAUUGAAAUACCAAACUGUAUUAUUCGUUAGAUCACAAUAUAAAGACAUAUCGAUAAUGAUAAUAAAUGCUUUUAUAAACUAAUGUCGAGGAAUACCAAGAUGUUGAAUCAGCCUGUUUCCUAUGUACGUUUCACGACAUGUUCCUCUCGCUGACCGUAAAGUAGUGGUGGAAUCGAGCGAGGUAAUAACCCAAAGAUCGCUAGAUAGAUAAAAGAAGAAGGAAACUGAUGAAGAAAGAUUUAAGAAGCUGAGGGAUUCACGCGCCAAUUAGACGUUGCUCGUCUUCCAACCGAAUAAAUCUAAGUAAUUUCAGAGGAAGAGGAAAAUCGUCAAGGGAAAUUUUUAACCAAGAGGAAUGUAUAGGAAAGAAAUAAUUCUGGUACUGGCUGUAUGCUUAUUAAUUGCUGUGGCAGACGCUCAGCUGUCUUAUAAAGAGGGGCAUUGUCCGUUAAGAAACAGCAUUUCAAAAUGCAGUCCAAGAUGCGUUUCGGAUUUUCAAUGCUCUUUUAACAAGAAAUGCUGCCCGAAUAAAUGCGGAAGUGAUUCGUGUGCUCCAGCGAGCGCUGUCAGCACCGGCAAUGGAUACAAAGGAUCAUCGGAUGGCAACGUUUACUGCGCUGGAAUCAAAUGCGGCCCGUAUGAAAAAUGUCAACUCGAUCGUAGAACAAAGCGCGAAAAAUGUACUCGCACGUGAUCAAAUGUUUACAAAAUAAAUGAACAUUUAUUAGUCUUGA